Benincasa hispida (wax gourd) is the source of this 1282-nucleotide messenger RNA. RefSeq names its product putative WRKY transcription factor 11. Lineage: Eukaryota; Viridiplantae; Streptophyta; Magnoliopsida; Cucurbitales; Cucurbitaceae. Gene Ontology annotation, biological process: regulation of DNA-templated transcription. Gene Ontology annotation, molecular function: sequence-specific DNA binding; DNA-binding transcription factor activity. The record is from RefSeq and is a predicted model, not a curated record.
UUUCCCCUUCUUCUUCCCUAACCUCUCUCUAAAUCACUUAUCUCUCACUUUCCGAUCAUAUUAUACAAAUCCAUGGCGGUGGAUCUCGCAGCUUUUCCAGCCAAGAUCGAUGAUCAAACCGCCAUCGAAGAAGCUGCCUCCGCCGGUUUACAGAGCAUGGAGCAUCUAAUCCGUCUCUUAUCCAAACAACAGCACUCUGAAACUCCUAACAACAAUCUCAAUUGCUCUGGACUCACCGAUUUCACCGUCUCCAAAUUCAAACGGUUGAUUUCCCUCUUGAACCGAACCGGCCACGCUAGGUUCCGCCGUGGACCUUCGGAUUCCCCCAAUCCCGUCCUCAAUUCCCUUGAUCAACCUCUCAAAACCCAUUUCCCUAAAGCCAAUUUCUCCCCUGUUUCCAAAUUCCCUGAUUCUAGAGAUUCCACAACCACCUCUUCUUUUGUUUCCACGAUCACCGGCGACGGCAGCGUUUCUAACGGAAAGGUUGAUCUCUCGGUCUUUGCAACGCCGCCGGUAAACUGCGGGAAACCGCCGUUGGCGGUGAAGAGGAAAUGCGAUGAUGGGUCUGGAUUUGGUUGUAAGGUUCCUUCGAAGCUCUGUCACUGUGCGAAGCGAAGGAAAUCUGGAGUAAAGAAGACGGUACGAGUUCCGGCGAUCAGUUCUAAGAUCGCUGAUAUACCUUCCGAUGAAUACUCUUGGAGAAAGUACGGUCAAAAACCCAUCAAAGGCUCACCCUAUCCUAGAGGGUAUUAUAGAUGCAGCACCGUCAAAGGAUGUCCGGCGAGGAAAAAGGUGGAAAGAGCUCGUGACGAUCCGACGAUGCUCCUCGUAACUUACGACGGAGAUCACCGUCACCCGCACCCUACGGUCACCGAUGCCAGUGUGGGUGUCGUUUCCCAAAAGAGUUGAAAAAGAGAAGCGUGUCGGAGAAUAACGCUUUCCGAUUCGGCUGUCAUGCUGUUUCCUGAAGAUACCUGUGACUCUUGAGUUUUUUCUGAAACCAAUCUUAAAAAAGUCAAAACAAUGUUGUAAAGUCAAAACUAGCAUCGGAAUUCACGAAGCGAUCACCUUGGUCCAAGUCAAACCAAAAUACAAAAUCACGUUCGGAUCUUUAGUAAUGGAACCGGGACGGAACAAUGAGGUGGAAGGGUAUCGAUGUAAUUUUGUUAUUGUAUUAUAUUUUCUUAACAUGAUAAUUUGGCCAACAAUAUGGUCCCACAUGGUUGGACUUUUUUUUUUUUAAAAAAAUUUAUUUAAUAAAACAAAAUAUACUAUUUCUACA